CGGGGCGCGGGAUGAUGACGUCACUUCGGGCGCGCCGCGGCCGCCGCCGUUACCGGAGGGUGCCGAGAGCGGCCUGGGCCGCGGCGGGGGCCGGGGGGCGGAAGUGACGUCACGGAGAGCGCGGGGAACCGGCUGGGGAUGGGCGGGAGUGACGUCAGCCCCUCCCCCUCCCUGCGCCUGGCCCUGGCCGGGGCCUGGUGGGCGCUGAGGGGGCGUGGCCUCCUGGGGAGCGGCCCCGGUGGGCGUGGCCUGGACGGGCGUGGCUGGGGGCGGCUCCUGGCGCUGCUGGAGGCCGUCGGGGGCGGGGCCCCGGGGCUGCUGCUGCCCCAGCACCGGGCGCGGCUCAGCCUGGGGCUGAAGGCACAGGUGGUGGCGUCGCUGCUGCGGGAGCUCGGCCCCUCCCCCGCCGUGCUGGACGCGCUGGAUUGGCUCUUCCCGGAGGGGGCGGGGCCGGGGAACGGCCACGCCCUCGGGACGCUGCAGGGGCGCCCCCUGGUGGCCGUGGCCGAGGAGCACUUCCGGGAGCAGGUGCUGGGAAUUCUGGGAAGUGGGCGGGGCCUGGAGCCCUUCCUGCAGGAGUACGGGCGCCCGUUCUCCCGCGCGCUCUCCCGCCUGUUCCUGGAGCUGCUGCGGCGCCUGGAGAGCGCCCUGCCCCCACCCGACCUGCGCCAGCUGGAGCAGCUGUGUCGAAGCCACGCCCCUCCGGGCUCCAAGCCACGCCCCCUCCCUCGCCUGCAGCGUUAUUUCGCCGAGGUUCGCCACGGCCACCCAGGUAGGCGGGACUUAAAGUGGGCGGGGUAA
Molecule: messenger RNA, 801 nt
Organism: Motacilla alba alba
Lineage: Eukaryota; Metazoa; Chordata; Aves; Passeriformes; Motacillidae
Gene: TINF2
Product: TERF1 interacting nuclear factor 2
Exons: 6
Coding region: 139-801 (220 amino acids)
Biological process (GO): regulation of telomere maintenance via telomere lengthening; telomere capping
Cellular component (GO): shelterin complex
Molecular function (GO): telomeric repeat DNA binding
Source: RefSeq, a predicted model, not a curated record